Molecule: messenger RNA, 3105 nt
Organism: Corticium candelabrum
Lineage: Eukaryota; Metazoa; Porifera; Homoscleromorpha; Homosclerophorida; Plakinidae
Product: alanine--tRNA ligase, cytoplasmic-like
Exons: 18
Coding region: 3-3005 (1000 amino acids)
Biological process (GO): alanyl-tRNA aminoacylation
Cellular component (GO): cytoplasm; mitochondrion
Molecular function (GO): nucleic acid binding; aminoacyl-tRNA deacylase activity; ATP binding
Source: RefSeq, a predicted model, not a curated record
UUAUGCACUUGGCAUUGCGUGCUGUCGGCGUUUUCCGGUGUUUUCAUCAGCGUUUUUGUCGUCUAGGCACGUCAGUAAGCUUUAGAAAAGUUGACGCAAUGGAUUCUAGUUUGACAGCAAGUCAAGUUCGUCAGAAGUUCAUUGAAUAUUUCACGAAGAAGAAGGGAAAAGAGCAUACGUUUGUGCAUUCGUCGUCCGUUAUUCCACACGAUGAUCCUACUUUGCUGUUUGCCAAUGCUGGGAUGAAUCAGUAUAAACCCAUCUUUCUUGGCACUGUGGAUCCUAACAGUGACAUGGCGAAAUGGACAUGCGCUGUCAACUCACAGAAGUGCAUCAGGGCUGGAGGCAAGCACAACGACUUGGAUGAUGUUGGAAAAGAUGUGUAUCAUCACACUUUCUUUGAAAUGCUGGGAAAUUGGUCAUUUGGUGACUAUUUCAAGAAAGGUGCCAUCGAAUUUGCAUGGGAUCUGUUGACUAACGUCUUCAAACUUCCCAAAGAUCGUCUCUAUGUUACCUACUUUGGUGGCUUGAAAGAAGCCGGAUUAGACGUAGACGAGGAUGCGAGACAGAUCUGGUUGUCUAUGGGCAUUCCCGAGGAUCGUGUGUUGCCGUUUGGAAUGCGAGACAAUUUCUGGGAAAUGGGAGAGGUCGGGCCGUGUGGUCCGUGUACGGAGAUACACUUUGAUCGCAUAGGAGGGAGGAAUGUGGCUCACUUGGUGAAUGAGGACGAUCCGGACGUACUAGAGAUAUGGAAUCUUGUGUUUAUACAGUUCAACAGGGAAGCCGAUGGCUCUCUAAAGAAGUUGCCAAAGCAACACGUAGACACAGGAAUGGGGUUAGAGAGAAUAGCAUCGGUCAUACAGGGAAAACAAUCGAAUUACGAUACCGACCUCUUUACUCCAUUGUUUGCUGCCAUUCAGAAGGCAACCGGUUCUCGUCCAUAUCAAGGCAAAGUUGGAGCUGCUGAUACGGACGGUAUAGACAUGGCCUAUCGAGUACUUGCUGAUCAUGCACGAACCCUCACUGUUGCUCUUGCUGAUGGCGGUCGUCCAGACAGCACAGGAAGAGGGUACGUGUUGAGGCGUAUAUUACGUCGUGCGGUGCGAUUUAGCUCAGAGAAGCUGAACGGUCGGCCGGGAAUGUUUGCGAGUUUGGUGAAUGUUGUUGUUGAGAAUUUGGGUUCUGCAUUUCCUGAGAUCACCAAAGAUCCCCAAGAAAUCAUGGACAUCAUUAAUGAAGAGGAAGAACAGUUUCUCAAAACUUUGGCCAGAGGGAAACGACUGUUUGAAAGAACAGUUACAAAACUGACAGACAACGUUGUGCCAGGUGAUGUUGCGUGGCGGUUGUAUGACACGUAUGGCUUUCCACUGGACUUAACCCAACUGAUGAGUGAAGAACGCAAUCUCACUGUCAACAUGGAUGAAUAUGAGGCAGCUAAAUCUAGAGCUCAGGUCAUUGCUAGAGGGAAAGGCUCGGGUGUGGACGAUGCGGUCAAUCUAGACGUUCAUGCAAUCAGCGAGUUGAGAGACAAAGGUGUCGCACUGACGGACGACAGUUAUAAGUAUGGAUACAAGGCAGACGAGAAUGGAGAAUACAACUUUGAACCAAUCAUCAGCCAAGUCAAAGCAUUGAGACUAAACCAACAGUUUGUCGACGAAGUCACCAGCGGCAUGCAGUGUGGCAUCAUCCUAGACAAAACCUGCUGCUAUGCCGAACAAGGAGGACAAGCAUAUGACCUUGGAUUUAUGGUCAAAGUCGGCGACGAGGAGACUGAAUUUUCAUUGAUUGAUGUGCAAGUUCGAGGUGGCUACGUGCUUCAUGUCGGCAGCGUCGAAGGAACGAUCAGAAUCGGCGACAAACUGAAAGUAUUGAUCGAUGAGUCGAGGCGUCGCUUGAUUAUGAGUAAUCACACUGCGACACAUCUACUCAAUUUCGCUCUCCGUAACCAGCUUGGUGAAGCCGACCAGAAGGGUAGUUUGGUCGCUCCGGAUCGCUUGCGGUUUGACUUCACAGCAAAGUCACCGAUGACGACCGAACAAAUGAAGAACUCAGAGAAUAUUGUGGGCGACUUUGUGAGUAAGGAUUCUGUUGUGUAUGCAAGGGAAGCUCCUCUGCCGGUGGCAAAAGAGAUUCAAGGUCUGAGGGCCAUCUUUGAAGAGGCAUAUCCUGAUCCAGUGAGGAUAUUAUCAGUUGGUAUUCCAGUUGAGGAUCUUGUGUCAGACCCUUCACAACCUGCAGGCAGCAAGACAUCUGUUGAGUUCUGUGGUGGAACACACGUCUUGAAGACGGGACACAUCGGUCCUUUUGCCAUUAUAUCAGAGGAAGCACUCGCAAAAGGUAUCAGAAGAAUAGUGGCUUUGACGGGACAAGCAGCCAAUCAUAGUCACAGGAGAUGUGAUAUGCUUCAGAAGUCUGUCAACGACCUAGAAGUCGAGGUGAAAAAGCAAAGUGCAGAAGGUGGAGAAAGUGAUCAGUCUUUGAAGCGAGUUGUUCAUCUAAAUGAGGAGGUGAUGUCGGCUGUUGUUUCUGUUUGGCGGAAAGAUGCCAUGAGGGAGUCAUUACAAUCAUUGAAGAAGCUUCUACUAGAAGGAGAAAAAGCUAGCAAGAAAUUAGUGAUGAAGAAAGCAACAGAUAAAGCAAAGGAACUCUUAGAAGUCAACAAAGACAAGCCAUUUGUUGUGGAAGUUAUUGAUGUCGGAUCUGUAGGAAAGGCUUUGUCAGAGGCGAUGCAGCAGUUCAAGAAAGCGUCUCCCAACACUGCACUCUUGCUGUUCAGUGUUGACAAGAAUGAAGGAAAGAUCAUAUAUCAGUGUCAAGUUCCAAAGAGUGCUGCUCAAUCUGGUUUAAAGGCCGAUAGUUGGGUGAAGAGUUUUUCCGAUUUACUGGAGGGAAAGGUAGGUGGAAAGGAUCUGGCUGCGCAAGGUUCAGGCAGCAACAUUUACGCUCUUGACGAGGCACUCACACUUGCUAGACAGUUUGCUGUCAUGAAGCUCCAUGAGCAGUAACAACUGAGCUUCUAGAGCCUUGCAAAGAGUUGUUGUGUUGUUGUCUGUUUUGUUUAUUUCAUGUUUGUGUCAUUGAAUGAAGUUCUGGGUCUGAGACAGA